GUCUUCUUAAAUCCGAUCGAACCCAUUGGGGGAAGUCGGCGGCCACCAAAUCAUCGCGGUUCCCGUCGGCGGCUACCGGUGAUUCUCGUCCCGGGCACGAUUCGACAACUUUGAACGGAUCUUUUCAGCGGAAGCUGGUUAUCUUGCUAUUUGGACUCCAACUCUUAACUCAUGGGGAACUGUUCAGGAAAAAAAGGGGCAGGUAGUGAUCUUGAAGAGGAGAUAGACUUCAGAGGUGGAAAUGUGCAUGUAAUUACUAGCAAAGAGAGCUGGGAUCAAAAGAUUUUGGAAGCAAACAAGGAUGGCAAGAUUGUUGUAGCAAAUUUCAGUGCAUCUUGGUGUGGCCCAUGCAGAAUGAUAGCACCUCUUUAUAAGGAGCUGUCUCAGAAGUAUCCUUCACUGAUGUUUUUGACAAUAGAUGUUGAUGAAUUAAUGGAAUUUAGUUCGUCAUGGGAUAUACGUGCAACUCCAACAUUCUUAUUCCUGAAAGAUGGGCAGCAGUUGGAUAAGCUGAUUGGUGCUAAUAGGCCUGAGCUGGAGAAGAAGAUAAUCAUGAUUGUGGAUUCCUUAGUUCAGUGCUCCAAGGGCUCAAAUUGAUGAUGAGAAGGCGUCGUACCAUAAUAUGGCAGUAGAAAAAAUGGAGGUUCAUGCGAUAUAGUCACUGUUUUCUCGAGAAUUAAGUGAUAUUAAAGAAGCUGUAGUGAUUUUAUUCCAUGUACAUGCGUAGAAUACAAAAGCCUAUGUACUUAUCUGGACAUACAUGUAUACCUUGGCAGAAUCCAGUCCAAAACUUGGGUGUUAUGGUACUGGAAGAUGGAUAAUUUAUAUCCGAGAGAGUGGAGUGUGCUUUGUAUUAUCAAUGAUGACAUCACUGUGAAAUGAAGAAUUAUUAGGAGUGAUGUGUAUACCA
Molecule: messenger RNA, 910 nt
Organism: Musa acuminata AAA Group (dessert banana)
Lineage: Eukaryota; Viridiplantae; Streptophyta; Magnoliopsida; Zingiberales; Musaceae
Product: thioredoxin H4-1
Exons: 6
Coding region: 172-597 (141 amino acids)
Source: RefSeq, a predicted model, not a curated record